AUGUCCAGCUUGGCUAGAGAGUUCGCAAAGACCAAACUUUCUUCCCUGCCACCACCAGAGCCAUUGCAGGAAGAGCCUCCCGAGUACGAAGAUGACUCGUCCUCGGCAUCGUCAAUGUCUAGCACCGGUACUGUCAGACCGUCAAAUACACUAAGACCCGCCCCCGCAAUACAUUGGUCCGACUACUAUGCCCAAGAAUUCUAUCUUGAACAGCACAAGGAUAGGUCAGGACAUGCCAAGUUUCACGUAUACCUCACACCGCCAGCGACGGCGAAGGCACCCUUGGUAGUGCUCCACCAUGGCGCCGGAAGCUCAGCAAUGACCUUUGCGCUGGCAGCCAAGGAGAUUCGCAGGGCCAUGCCAGAAAUCGGAAUACUGGCUGUCGAAGCACGCGACCACGGAAGUGUUGUCUGGAACGCUAGUGGGGAGGUGGACAAUGAUCUGAGCAUUGGGCAGCUCAGUAAAGAUCUAGUCGACAUGCUGUCGCUCACCCAGAGCAAGAUGAGUUGGGAAGAACUCCCCCAGGUUGUCCUGAUAGGACACAGUCUGGGCGGUGCAGUCGUCACCGAUGUGGCCAACAAGGGCUUACUAGGAAACAAGCUACUGGGCUUUGGAGUGCUUGAUGUAGUCGAGGGCUCAGCCAUGGAGACACUGGGACAUAUGCAUACUUACCUUGCGAGUAGGCCCAAGUCGUUCCCUUCGCUUCCUGCUGCUAUUGAGUGGCACAUCCGAUCACGAACGAUACGCAACCCACAGUCAGCGAGAGCAAGCGUACCGAGCCUGUUGCUACAAAAUCCAGAUGGGCGCUGGGCGUGGCGGACAGAGCUCGCGAGCACCGAGCCAUACUGGGAGAAUUGGUUCACUGGUAUGAGCGGCAAGUUCCUCAGUGGAAAGGGAGCCAAAUUAUUGCUGCUCGCUGGAACCGACAGACUGGACAAGGAAUUGAUGAUUGGGCAGAUGCAGGGCAAAUUUCAACUCCAAGUCUUUCCCGCCGCUGGGCAUUUCCUCCACGAAGACCUUCCUGAAAAGACUGCUGAAGUCGUGGUCGAGUUUGUGAAGCGCAACGAUCGCAGUGCGCUCAUCCUUCCGCCCAAGGUCUCUGACCUCCUUGCACAAGGCAAGAGAGUAUAA
Alternaria atra is the source of this 1131-nucleotide messenger RNA. RefSeq lists its product as uncharacterized. The transcript has 2 exons. The record is from RefSeq and is a predicted model, not a curated record. Gene Ontology annotation, molecular function: protein methylesterase activity. Lineage: Eukaryota; Fungi; Ascomycota; Dothideomycetes; Pleosporales; Pleosporaceae. Gene Ontology annotation, biological process: protein demethylation. Bases 1 to 1131 code for a protein of 376 amino acids.